AUGAUGGCUCGUUGCAGGGAGGAGGAAGCAGAUGUAAGGCAGCCGUCGGAAGACGGUCGUGAACCACAGCGGGCAGGCACUUCUUCCACUAUCGAUAUCAAAAAUUCUCUCACCAGUAAGCAGGAGUGUGAAGGCCAGUACGAGCUGUCCCCCGUGGGGGGCAGCGCCGGGGGGGCAGCGCUGAGCGGUGCCGCCCCGCAGGUGAAGCUCACCCAGGAGGUGCGGGUCCACCUCCUCGAGCAGCUCUCGGGCCUGCAGGGCAAGCAGCAGCGGGACGCCGAGCUGCUGGAGGACAUCAGGUCCUACAGCAAGCAGAGGGCCGCCAUCGACAGGGAGUACGGGCAGCCACUGUGGAGGGUUGUGUCCCCUGCUCUGAGGACACCCAUGAGGUGGGCAGCUGGUGGGGGAGGGGGGCCUGGUUUCAUCCCCAGAGUGGGACGGUGGGGCGCUGGGGUGCGCGGGAGGGGUGAGUUCCUGAAGAGAGACUGGCAGCGGGGCCGCGGCGAGGCCAGCGACUCGAGGAGUGCAGUUGCUGUCUGGAAGGGCAUCAUCGAGGGGACGGCGCACGCCGGGCAGGUCCGUGUCACUGCCUCAGAGGGCUACCGCACCCUCGCCGCGGAGGCCACCCGGACCGCCCGCAUCUCCAAGGAGCGGAUGCUCAAGAAGGUACCCAGGGCGAGGACGUGUCCCCCAUGCCCAGGCGGGGUGUGCCGGCUGCUGCCGGGGGAUGACGGGGCCAGCCUGGAGAAGGAGGCACGGCGCUGGGCCACACGGGUGGCUCGGGACUGCAAAAACAAGGCGCACAGCGAGGAGGGCUGCCAGGCGGACGAGCUGUCCAUCGCCCAGGGCGAGGAGCUGGAAAUCAUCGAGGAUGGUGAUGCAGAGGAGUGGGUGAAGGCUCGGAACAAGGCAGGCCAGGUUGGUUAUGUCCCUGAAAAGUACCUCCUGUCCCUGGGUGGCGAGCCGGGAGCCGGGGAUGGCCCCCCAGGACCCUCUGCCCUGCACCGCCAGCUCUCCAGUAUCAUGGCCGCGGAGCUGGUGCUGGAGCCUGGAGCCUGGCUGGUGCGAGCCCUGUACGACUACGAGGGGCAGAGCCCCGAGGAGCUGAGCUUCCCUGAGGGGGCCAUCAUCCGGGUACUGCCCCGCGCCCCUGGUGAGGUGGAUGAUGGCUUCUGGACAGGCGAUUUCGACGGCCGGAUCGGCGUCUUCCCCUCCCUGGUGGUGGAGGAGCUCACCGGGGGCCAGGGGACAGCCGGGCAGCUCCGCGCGCCCCCCCCGCCGCCCGGCAGAGCCCCUGAGCCCGACCCUGAGCUGCACUUCAGCUGA
Egretta garzetta (little egret) is the source of this 1326-nucleotide messenger RNA. RefSeq names its product FCH and double SH3 domains 1 (gene FCHSD1). Lineage: Eukaryota; Metazoa; Chordata; Aves; Pelecaniformes; Ardeidae. The coding region runs from base 1 to 1326 and encodes 441 amino acids. The record is from RefSeq and is a predicted model, not a curated record. Gene Ontology annotation, molecular function: protein binding. The transcript is spliced from 11 exons. Gene Ontology annotation, biological process: neuromuscular synaptic transmission; regulation of actin filament polymerization. Gene Ontology annotation, cellular component: neuromuscular junction; recycling endosome.